Molecule: messenger RNA, 2157 nt
Organism: Mesorhabditis spiculigera
Lineage: Eukaryota; Metazoa; Nematoda; Chromadorea; Rhabditida; Rhabditidae
Source: the annotation of a GenBank genome assembly
AUGGCUGCCUCAUCAAUAGGGAUAAUCCUGAAUUCGGUGCACAUCGGGAUACUCGUAUACAUCAAAUUUAUGCGAAAAGCGCGCAGCUACGAGCUACUGUUUGGACAGACACGCUGGGGGUUGAUUUGUGGCAGCUGCCUACUUGGCACACUCUUCUGCUUACGCUGGAUCCCUUUUAAUAGAGUCACCGACGAUAAUGAUAUUGAGGAAAAUGUCAAGGUCACACGAACUUGGUAUUACACCGUAUGGCGCAUUAUUGUUUACUUGGAGCAAUACAUUUUUGCUGGAGCUGCAAUGCUGGUGCUCAGUUACUCCAACAUCAAAAAAUUAAAAGAGAUCAAGAAAUCUUACAAAGAAGAAUCGCUGGGGAUGACUGGAGAAAUCAAGGCGGAGUGGAUCCGAAACCAUACGACCAUUUCCAAAAUCUGUGUCGUUCUGGCUAUUUCAUACGUGAUGUUCAAUUGGCCUUAUUGCGUGGUAGAUUACCUUUACACCGAUGAUUUAAAUGAAACAGAAUGGUACGGCUUCGUGACGUUGAUUAUCAAUCUACUUCAAGUGGUUUACAUCCAGCUGAAUUUGUUUUUCUUUGCCUACUGUAGUCGCAUGUACCGUAGCACUUUGCUUGCUCUACUUGCAAUUAUGGACGCUGAGGAGGCGAAGGAGCGCCUUUCCGCGCUAUUUUCAACGGACAUCAUGCCCCAAUCGGAAAAUUGGGUGGACACUGAGGUCUUCCUCAAGGAGGUUGUCCGCGUGCUGCUCAAGUACAUCCAUGAUGAGAAUAAGCGCGAUACCAAAAUUCUCGAAUUCCACCAUCCUACGGAGAUGAAGAAAAUGAUUGAUUUGACGAUACCCGAAAAUCCGCAGCCCUUGUCGGAGCUUGUCAAGGCAUGCGAACAAGUGCUUCAACUUGGAGUGCGUACCGGGCAUCCACGCUUUUUUAACCAGAUCAGCUGUGGCCUCGAUUUGGUGUCCAUGGCUGGAGAAUGGCUGACUGCUACGGCAAACACUAAUAUGUUCACCUACGAAAUCGCGCCCGUUUUCAUCUUGAUGGAAAAAGAAAUUUUCCGCAAAAUGUGGGAAGCCGUCGGCUGGGACCCUGAGCGCUCGGAUGGCAUUUUUGCUCCAGGUGGCGCUAUUGCAAAUCUUUACGCAAUGAACGCGGCUCGCCAUCAUAUGUAUCCUCGCAGUAAGCACCUGGGAAAUGGCGAAAUCCCGAUCCUUUGCGCCUUCACCUCAAUGGAUUGCCACUACUCGAUCAAGUCAGCGGCUUCAGUCACGGGGAUCGGCUCAGAUCACUGUUUCUAUAUCAAAACCGACAAUGUCGGUCGCAUGAUCCCGGAGUCGCUUGAGCAACAGAUUUUGCGCGCCAAGGCGGAAGGACUUCAUCCUUUCUUCGUCUGCGCUACCGCUGGGACUACUGUAUAUGGUGCUUGGGAUCCAAUUGACAAAAUUGCCGAUAUAUGUGAGCGCCAUCGUGUUUGGCUGCACGUUGAUGCGGCUUGGGGUGGCGGUCUACUCCUUUCACCCGAGCACCGCCACAAGCUCGCAGGAAUUGAGCGCGCCAAUUCGGUUACCUGGAAUCCCCACAAGCUGAUGGGUGCCCUGCUGCAAUGCUCGGCUUGUCUUUUCCGUCAGGAUGGCCUUCUCUUCCAAUGCAAUCAAAUGUCGGCGGACUACCUUUUCCAGCAAGACAAGCCCUACGAUGUCAAUUUUGAUACCGGUGACAAAGCCAUCCAAUGUGGCCGCCACAACGAUAUCUUCAAGCUGUGGUUGAUGUGGAAGGGAAAGGGAAUGGAGGGUUACCGCCAGCAAAUUAACAAAUUGAUGGACCUUGCCGAAUACUUUACGGAGCGACUACGCGUUACCGAAGGCUAUGAGCUCGUUGUAGAUCCGCCCGAGUACCUUAAUAUCUGCUUCUGGUAUAUCCCGAAACGGAUGCGUCUGCUUGACCUUGCCGAAAAGAUGGCUCGCUUGGAAAAGAUUGCUCCUAAGAUCAAGGCAAAAAUGAUGGAACGCGGAACGACAAUGGUUGGAUAUCAACCGGACAAGAAACGCCCCAACUUCUUCCGCAUGAUCAUCUCCAACCAGGCAAUCACCAAAGAUGAUCUCGACUUCCUCAUCAACGAGAUUAUUGAAAUCGGUGAAUCGCUCUACGAA